Lotus japonicus is the source of this 1948-nucleotide messenger RNA. Its product is annotated as malate synthase, glyoxysomal. Bases 77 to 1783 code for a protein of 568 amino acids. Gene Ontology annotation, biological process: glyoxylate cycle. The transcript is spliced from 4 exons. Gene Ontology annotation, molecular function: malate synthase activity. Gene Ontology annotation, cellular component: cytoplasm. NCBI's taxonomy places the organism in Eukaryota, Viridiplantae, Streptophyta, Magnoliopsida, Fabales, Fabaceae. The record is from RefSeq and is a predicted model, not a curated record.
AUAUAAAUUGUACUUAAUCCUUGCUCCCAAUUCCCAUUCCAUUUCCACACCACUAUUCCAGCAAGAAAGAAAAGCCAUGGACCUGGGUUAUGGCUAUCCCCCACAAGCAGUGGCAGGGAAAAAGAUCGACUCUAGCUAUGAUGUGCCAGAAGGAGUGGACAUUAGGGGAAGAUACGAUGCAGAGUUUGCUAAAAUUCUCACAAAAGAUGCUUUGAAAUUCGUUGCUGACCUGCAACGUGAGUUCAGAAACCACAUCAAGUAUGCGCUUGAGUGCAGAAAAGAAGCAAAGAGGAGGUACAAUGAAGGGGCUGUACCAGGGUUUGAUCCGGCCACAAGGUGCAUAAGAGAAGGGGAGUGGCUGUGUGCACCAGUUCCAGCAGCUGUUUGUGAUAGGAAAGUGGAGAUCACUGGCCCUGUAGAGAGAAAGAUGGUCAUCAAUGCUCUUAACUCUGGAGCUAAAGUCUUCAUGGCUGAUUUUGAAGAUGCACUCUCUCCCAGCUGGGAGAAUCUUAUGAGAGGCCAAGUGAACUUGAAGGAUGCUGUGUCUGGGACCAUAAGUUUCCAUGACAAGAACAGAAACAGAGUUUACAAGCUCAAUGAUCAGAUAGCUAAACUAUUUGUGAGGCCAAGAGGUUGGCACUUACCUGAGGCUCAUAUUCUGAUCGAUGGUGAACCUGCAACUGGUUGCCUUGUUGAUUUUGGCCUCUACUUCUACCACAAUCACUCAACCUUCAGGCGUACUCAAGGUGCUGGGUUUGGCCCUUUCUUCUAUCUCCCCAAAAUGGAGCAUUCAAGGGAAGCUAAGAUAUGGAACAAUGUGUUUGAGAGGGCAGAGAAGAUGGCACGCAUUGAAAGAGGAAGCAUUAGGGCCACUGUCCUAAUUGAAACACUUCCUGCUGUGUUUCAAAUGGAUGAAAUUCUGUAUGAGCUCAGGGAGCACUCUGUGGGUCUCAACUGUGGGCGCUGGGAUUACAUUUUCAGUUAUGUUAAGACCUUCCAGGCUCACCCAGAUCGCUUGCUGCCAGAUAGAGUCCUGGUUGGCAUGACUCAACACUUCAUGAGGAGCUACUCUGAUCUUCUCAUAAGAACAUGCCAUAGGCGCGGCGUGCACGCUAUGGGAGGAAUGGCAGCACAGAUUCCAAUCAGAGAUGAUCCAGCAGCUAAUGAGGCAGCAGUGGAACUGGUAAGGAAGGACAAACUCAGAGAAGUGAAGGCAGGGCAUGAUGGAACCUGGGCUGCACACCCUGGCCUAAUCCCAACUUGCAUGGAGGUUUUCAACUCCAACAUGGGCACUGCUCCCAAUCAGAUAAAAACAAUGAAACGUGAUGAUGCUGCAAGCAUAACUGAAGAAGACCUCUUGCAGAUACCGAGAGGAGCCCGCACGAUGGACGGUCUUCGCCUGAACACACGGGUCGGGAUACAGUAUGUCGCGGCGUGGCUAACCGGAGCUGGCUCAGUGCCUCUCUACAACCUCAUGGAGGAUGCUGCCACUGCUGAGAUUAGCAGGGUGCAGAACUGGCAGUGGAUCAAGUAUGGAGUUGAGCUGAAUGGGGAUGGGGUUGGAGUGAAGGUGAAUAAAGAGCUCUUUGGCAGAGUGGUUGAAGAGGAGAUGGCUAGGAUUGAAAGAGAGGUGGGCAAAGAGAAGUUCAAGAAGGGAAUGUACAAGGAAGCUUGCAAGAUUUUUACAAGGCAAUGCACAUCCCUUGCACUAGAUGAUUUUCUCACUCUGGAUGCCUAUAAUUCUAUAGUCAUGCAUCAUCCCAGGGAACAGUCAAAGCUUUGAAAAGUGUGAAUUGGUUCACUGUGCCUUGUAGUUUGUUGUUUUGUAGCAAGUCUUUGAGGUGUAAGCUGAGUUCCCUCUGUCUUUUUAUCACUUCAUAGGUUAUGGAAGGACUUAGGUUUCAUUACUAUGCAUAAAAGAAGAGAAUAAAGUUCUUGAUUGUGGUUA